AAAAAAAAAAACUUAUUAUAUCAUAUAAUCCAAAUUAGGAAACAAAACCGUCAUUAAAAUAAGCCCCUCCUGGGGUAUUUUAGCCAUUUCGUGUAGGACAAUAGGACACGAGAGCACCACGCGCCGCUUCAGCGUGUGUAGCUCCGAUCGUCUUCUUCCUCCUCUUCCAGACUUGCAGUAUUCCCACCAAACCCUAUUCCUCAAAAGUAAAAAGGGUUUUUGCAUUUUAACCUGUUCUAAUCUAUUUUAUCGGAUUUUUAUUUGAUUUGGGAAAAAUUAGAAAAUAGAAAGCACAGCCGACACAAUGGGUCAGGCGCUUCGCCGAGCUGCUGGAAGAACACGAUCCACUUCGACCGUCGAGACGACGUCGUCAAAACCAAAGACCGUCGUCGUCGAUCAUCGGCCUCCUCCGGUUCCCCCCGAACGGCCCGAGAUCUCCAAGGUCGGCGGCGCUAUUGAUUCUGAUGGCAGUGCAGGAACAGGAGGAGCAGUCGAAAAUGUGCUUGAAGAGCGAGAUCCAAAUUACGAUGCCAUGCUCAAUCAAAUGGUGGGUAGGAUCAAAUCAAAGCCUGGAGGCAAAUUGGAAAUGGGUGAGGCAUUUGUGGUGGAAAAGUAUAAGAGGCCUCUACCAAAACUGAGGGAUACGAAACCCGAUUCCGGCAGUUAUGAGGAGAGGCCUACUCCGCCGGGGACUCUGAAUGUAGCACAGCUGCGCCACAUCAUCCUGCUGCAUCAGGGCAAGGCUGAGGAUCACAAUGGCCGCAUGGAGCCGGACCAAAUUGCUGAAAAGUUCCGGGUUGAUGUUGCCGAGGUUCGGAGGAUCUUGCAGUUUGUAUCACUGCCUCCGGAGGAUAGCAGCGGCAAUCAGAAGAACAAUCGUUGAAGAAGGCACAGACAGAUAGCUCCGUCGACCAUUCUCCUUCGCAACACUGUCACUUCUAGUUGGAUUUUCUGUUGAAUAAGGAUGGCUCGCAUACAAGUUUGAAAAUGUUAUGAGAAAUCAUGUGAAAUCUUUGUGAUUCGGGGAAUCCAUACAUUGGAAAAAACGUGUAGGAAAUUUUGUACCUCGUGUUUGAGGCAUUUCGAUUGCAACACGAAUUGAGAAUCUUUUUACCUAAACUUCAUGUCUGAGAUUGUUCCAAAUGCAAGGGAAAAAUUCGCGUUU
Pyrus x bretschneideri (Chinese white pear) is the source of this 1165-nucleotide messenger RNA. RefSeq lists its product as uncharacterized. The record is from RefSeq and is a predicted model, not a curated record. Lineage: Eukaryota; Viridiplantae; Streptophyta; Magnoliopsida; Rosales; Rosaceae. Bases 305 to 883 code for a protein of 192 amino acids. The transcript is spliced from 3 exons.